Amphibalanus amphitrite is the source of this 1488-nucleotide messenger RNA. Its product is annotated as sorting nexin-12-like. The coding region runs from base 220 to 723 and encodes 167 amino acids. The record is from RefSeq and is a predicted model, not a curated record. Gene Ontology annotation, molecular function: phosphatidylinositol-3-phosphate binding. Gene Ontology annotation, cellular component: early endosome membrane; retromer complex. Lineage: Eukaryota; Metazoa; Arthropoda; Thecostraca; Balanomorpha; Balanidae. Gene Ontology annotation, biological process: late endosome to Golgi transport; endocytic recycling. The transcript has 5 exons.
GAAUUAUCACGGCGAGUGUUCGAGAAGAAACCUUGUUGCUCUCUCUCUUGCCAUUGAUACCUUAUUUGGAUACGAUAUUUGCCGUAGUGUGACGCUAACGGCAUUGUAAAAUACCAUCGUUUCGCCUAUUCCUUCAUAAUGGGGCCCGCUCAAUUUUUUGAGCGCUCAAUUUUUUGAGCUUUUCCCCCUUGUGCGUGGGACUGAUGUGGGGUUUCAGUCAUGGGUGUCACGAUGACCGACAACAGUUUGGAUGCCACGCGGCGACUGGCAGCCAAGAAGCAGACUCUCGACGACGCGUAUGCAGCGCCAGCCAACUUCCUGGAGAUUGAUGUCGUAAAUCCAAUCACCCACGGACUUGGCACCAAGCGGUACACCGACUACGAAGUUCGGAUGAGGACGAAUCUCCCCGUGUUUAAAGUGAAGGAGUCGAGCGUACGCCGGAGGUAUAGCGAGUUUGAGUGGCUGAGGAGCGAACUGGAGCGGGACAGCAAGAUCGUGGUGCCGACGCUGCCGGGAAAGGCGCUGAAGCGGCAGCUGCCGUUCCGCUCCGAUGACGGCAUCUACGAGGAGGGUUUCAUCGAGGAGCGCCGCACUGCCCUCGAGGUGUUCAUCAACAAGGUGGCCGGCCACCCGCUGGCCCAGAACGAGCGCUGCCUGCACAUGUUCCUGCAGGAGCCGGUCAUCGACAAAAACUACGUCCCCGGCAAGAUCCGCAACAUGUAGUGGGCAGCAGGCCCAGCGUCGAGCGCAGAGCUCUGGACCGGGGUCCCUUCGGGCCAGAGCCAGUCACCACGGGACGGCGCUGCUGCCAGCGGAGGAGCAGCUGCCGUCUGCGGGCAAAGGGGCGAGCAGCUGCCGUCACUGGGCAGGGGGACGGAGCGGUGUCGCCGGGCAGAGGCGGACUGCCGCUGAUCUGAGGGUCUGAGGACAGGCUCGGGUGGUGUCCCUGCCGCCCCUACCGCCAUAUGUGGCGCCGCGCCCCGUACACGAGGUGUGAGAGCCGGCGGCGCCGUGCCCCGCACGCAGGGUGCGCCGGCGCCGCGCCCUGUUCGCUGUCCCGCACGCUGACGGCGCGGCAGUCCUCCCAACCGUGUCCAACGGUGAGUCGGCCCGAGACGCGGCGCCCCGCCCCGCCGGCCCAUCUCGCAGGGCGUGAUACCGUAUUCCGCAGUGUGUAACCCUCAGUCGUAUCCGUCACUACGUAAUCCUUCUCUCGUGCGUAUGCAGCCGGUUUACAUUCGUUAUUCGCUUGGCUUGGUUGUAAGUGCCGGGUGUGGCGGCGCGCCGGUCAGCGCGGGCUCUCACCCUCGCCACCGCUCGCCGGGUUCGGCGUCAGAUGACCCGCUGGCUUGGUGGAAUGCUCUAUUUAUGUAAGGAAUUAUGCUAAGCAGUUGUUAUGGUUGCAUGCGAAUACACUAUGUGAUAAGUACUUGUACGUAACAUUUGGUCAGGCUUGGUCACUGCUGAACGCCAUAAAUCAUUUUGAAA